UGUUCAGUACCCAUCUUCAUCCUCUACCACCAGCCAAGAUGACGAAGCGCACCAAGAAGGUCGGCAUCACCGGUAAAUACGGUACCAGAUAUGGUGCUUCCCUGCGUAAGCAGGUGAAGAAGAUGGAAGUCACCCAGCACGCCCGCUACGUCUGCACUUUCUGCGGAAAGAACACCGUCAAGCGCAAGGCUGUCGGUAUCUGGGAGUGCAAGGGCUGCAACAAGGUUGUUGCCGGCGGUGCCUACGCCGUCUCCACCCCCGCUGCUGCCGCCACCCGCUCCACCAUCCGUCGUCUCCGUGAGAUCGCCGAGGUUUAAACGGGAGGAUUAUGUGGUUUCCUAUUUCUUCUACGGUUACGUCUGAAUACCAAAAAUGAAUGAAAAAAUUCGGGAUUCGAAUUCAAUUCUUGUGCUUGCGCCAAUCUUCGUACAAUGUGACGGACGAGCUCUAAGCUUUCGGUUGCUUCCACUCUUUCCAUCUGAUAGACACUCGACCUCUUCCUGCCUUUUCUUCUGUUUGCGACCGGGUGAAUCAUAUGGAUUGACUGCGAACUGUGGUCUUUUGAUGUGGUUCUCCGAAGUUGGACAGUCACGUAGACUUGACCUGGGUUCUGAAGUAGUGACCUGGUCAUGUUGAGUCAGAGGAUGUU
Penicillium canescens is the source of this 649-nucleotide messenger RNA. Its product is annotated as 60S ribosomal protein eL43. Gene Ontology annotation, biological process: translation. Lineage: Eukaryota; Fungi; Ascomycota; Eurotiomycetes; Eurotiales; Aspergillaceae. Bases 39 to 317 code for a protein of 92 amino acids. The record is from RefSeq and is a predicted model, not a curated record. Gene Ontology annotation, cellular component: ribosome. The transcript is spliced from 4 exons. Gene Ontology annotation, molecular function: structural constituent of ribosome.